GCAGGGACACGUCACAGUUUCAGUCGUACUGUAGUUCGCCAGAUGAUCUUGUCAUGAAACUCCUACUGCUUAUCAUGUUUGUGUGUUUAGUGUACGAAUCUACAGGUGACUCCGAAUUUCAACUUAACACAGUAGAAGAGGAUGAAGACUCUUGGGAAGAGCAACAAGAAAGACAUAAUUCUGAAAGUAGAGAACAUACUAGUGAGUUGGAAACGUCAGAUCUAGAACAAGUGGUGGAGGAAGAAAUCGAAGAACUGCUUGUUGAGAGAGAACAGGAAGCAGGAGACAAUUUUAUUCCACUUGAUGAAUCCUUUUCUGACAAAGACGUUGACAUUGAAAGUACUCAUGACGUUGAAGGAAAACAACAACUACAUCAAAAUUUAUAUCGACAUGACGGCAGAGAGGAAGUAGAGGAUUUUAUGUACUCAACUGACUUUACUAGUGAUGAGUCAACAAUUGAGGAUGAGUGGAAAACAAUGAGUAGUGAUGAGGGUAGUCAUUACUUGGAAGCAGCAAACUUUGCCGAGGAAAUGGAGAAAGAUAAACAAGAUGAAGGAAAAGAGAAAGCAGAAGAAGAGGAAGAAGAAGAGGAGGAGGAGGAAGAAGAAGAAGAAGAAGAAGAAGAAAAAGAACAACAACAACAACGACAAAAUGAAGAGGAAGACAAACAAGAAAAAGAUGAUGAACAACAAGAACAACAACAACAACAACAACAACAAGGACAACAAAAUGAAGAGGAAGACAAACAAGAAAAAGAUGAUGAACAACAGCAACAACAACAACAACAACAACAACAACAACAACUAAAAGAAGAAACUGAAAGGGUAGAUGAGUACAGCGGGGAUUUGUCUAAUUCUGGAUUAUCUAGUGAGCAGUCACAAGUUGACGAGCUACAAGCUAGUGAAGGCAACAGAUAUGCUGAUGGUCAUUCUCCAGUUGAUGAUUAUGUCUCUGACAAAGUAUCUGAUGUCGAAAACACAGACAAGGGUGGUGACAUUCCUGUUAAAGAGACUCAUACGAAUGCUGCAAAAGCCCCUAAACAUACGAAAUGGACACAAGAGCAAUUGGAGGAGGGCAACAGACUUUGUGCUGUUGCUUUUAACAUGGUUGACAACAAAACAGAUAGUCAAAAAGUUUUUUAUAUGUUUAAACAAGCCAGCGAUCUGGGAAAUGCAACAGCUAUGGGAAAAGUGGCAUUUGCUCAGCUUUUUGGAUCAUAUACACCUCAAAACUUUACUGGAGCGUUGGAGAAGUUUGCUGCUCUUGCGGACAAAGGGCUGCCUCUUGGGCAAAUGGGACUAGGAUUCAUGUACGCCACAGGAGUAGGAGUGAACUCUAGCCAGGCUAAGGCACUGGUGUACUAUCAGUUUGCUGCUCUAGGGGGAGACGAGUUUGCUCAAAUGAUAAUGGGUUAUCGAUAUUGGGCAGGAGUUACACUUGUGCAGAGCUGUGAGUCAGGCUUGACUUACUACCAGAAAGUAGCAACAACAGUUGCUGAGAAGAUGACUCCACUUGGUGGACCAAUCAUGGUUAGAUCGAGAUUAAUGGAUGAGGCAGAGUUUUCUAGUCAGUCACAGCAAGUGGAUGAAGAUCUCUUGCAGUAUUACGCUUUUCUGGCCGACAAGGGAGAUCACCAAGCAGCGGUUGUUCUGGGUCAAUUGUAUUACCAAGGUGGGCGUGGUAUUGAGCAAGACUUGGAGAAAGCUAUUCAUUUCUUAUCUCUGGCUGCAAGCGAAGAAAAUCAUCCAGCAGCAUACGCUUUUCUAGGAAAGCUAUAUUAUGAAGAAAACUCACAUGUAGAGGUAGACUAUGAGAAGGCAUUGCGUUACUUUCGAACUGCAGCAAAGGAAGGCAAUUCAGUUGGUAUGUAUGGCUUGGGCAAGAUGUAUCUUGACGGAAAGGGUGUGAAACAAGAUUUCCAGAAGGCACUCGAGUACAUGAAAGGCGCUGCCGAAGGCGGCUGGGCAGAAGCACAACUUCAACUCGGCAUCAUGCACUACACUGGGUUGGGUGUAAAAAAGGAUUUUCGAACAGCAAUCAUUCAGUUUAAUUUAGCCGCACAGUCAGGAAAUGUUUUGGCAUUUUAUUAUCUUGCACAAAUGCAUGCUGCUGGUGCGGGAGCCGUCCGCUCCUGCCAUACAGCAGUUGAGCUGUAUAAGAAUGUCGCCGAACGUGGGUCAUGGGUGAAGUUACUAAUGGACGCGAAUGAUUUCUACAAGGCCGGACAUGCCGAUGUUGCAGUGAUGAUGUACAUGUUGUUGGCUGAAAUGGGUUAUGAGGUGGCGCAGAGCAACGCGGCGUAUAUCCUAGAUAAACAUGAAUCAACAAUAAUAGACAAGGACGAGGUUUUGCCACGUGCAUUAUUGCAUUGGGACAGAGCGGCGAGUCAAGGGUAUGGGAUGGCUCGACUCAAGCUCGGUGACUACUACUACUACGGACAUGGUACGAAAGUGGACUAUGAGGCUGCUGCCCUUCAUUAUCGGCUAGCCAGUGAGCAGCAACACAGUGCACAGGCGAUGUUCAACUUGGGUUACAUGCAUGAACAUGGAUUGGGCAUGAAAGAGGAUUUUCAUUUGGCAAAACGGUUUUAUGACAUGGCAGCAGAGACGAGCAUGGAUGCACAUGCACCUGCUGCUUUAGCAUUGGCGAAUCUGGGAAUUAAGCUCAAGUUGAAAUACUGCAAUGAGUUCAUUGAAAUGAUGCAUAAGUUGGGUCUGGAUUCUCUCUUCGGUAAAGACUGGGACCUCUACGCAAUGGCAUUCCUAGCCGGCAUGCUUGGUCUUAUUAUUUUGAUUUAUCGAGCACGACAGCAGCAGGAGCUCGAGAGACUUCAAAUAAGACGGAGGCAACGAGAGCAGGAACAGAGACGUCAGAGAGAGGAAGAGCAACAGAGAGAGGAGGAGGAGCAACAGAGAGAGGAGGAGCAACAGAGAGAGGAGGAGCAACAGAGAGAGGAGGAGGAGCAACAGAGAGAGGAGGAGCAACAGAAAGAGGAGGAGCAACAAAGAGAGGAGGAGCAACAAAGAGAGAAGGAGCAACAAAGAGUGGAGCAAGUCCAACAACAAGGUACUGACAACACUAAUAAUCCAGCUGUCGCAGAAGCAGAAGCUCAACAACAAGAGCAGUAACGCUAGUUUAUUGUAAAUGAUAUUAUACAAAACAAGCUACCUAGCGCAAUUAGUCAGUUCCUUUUGAAUUUCUUUUGUUCCCGUAAUUCUUCUUGACACAUGUAUCACACA
This is a messenger RNA of Corticium candelabrum, 3239 nucleotides long. Its product is annotated as protein sel-1 homolog 1-like. Bases 54 to 3128 code for a protein of 1024 amino acids. Gene Ontology annotation, biological process: ERAD pathway. Gene Ontology annotation, molecular function: protein binding. Gene Ontology annotation, cellular component: endoplasmic reticulum membrane. The record is from RefSeq and is a predicted model, not a curated record. The transcript is spliced from 21 exons. Lineage: Eukaryota; Metazoa; Porifera; Homoscleromorpha; Homosclerophorida; Plakinidae.